This is a messenger RNA of Ruditapes philippinarum (Manila clam), 3757 nucleotides long. Its product is annotated as protein lev-9-like. The record is from RefSeq and is a predicted model, not a curated record. The transcript has 11 exons. The coding region runs from base 346 to 2130 and encodes 594 amino acids. NCBI's taxonomy places the organism in Eukaryota, Metazoa, Mollusca, Bivalvia, Venerida, Veneridae.
AUUUACCUUUAGAUAAAACAUAGUGUUAUGUUAAAAGAGAGUGUAAUAAACAUAUUGUAUUUAUUAUUUGCUAUUUAACCUUCCUCUUUUUCGAUUUUAAAAUCUUGGAUAAUUAAAUGCAGAUAACUUGAUAAUGUGAAAAGCUAAUUUAAAUUAAAAAAAAUGUGUAGUUUAAAUUAAGUUAUAACAUUUUACGAAAAAUGAAAUAUUAAAAGGAAUUCGUGCCUUUGAAAGAUAGAGGUGAAAGAAAACGUUACAAACGACUCUGAACAAAGCAAAACAAAGAUGGCUUAAUAGCUUUUUUCUUUAAUAAAAAAAAAUUAUUUGCGCAGAUAAAAUGCAGGAAUGAACGGACGUGUUGUGUGUAUGUUAUUGUAUUGUACAGUUUUGUGGAAUGUUCUGGAAUUUACGACAGAAGCAGGCGGGUCAUGCCAAGAGAGACAGGAAUACCUCCCACUUGGUCGAACUUGUAGAAAAUCCUGCCAAAAUAAUAGAGAUUGUCGUUCUCACAAGAAAGUAUGCCAAUGCGAUGGCCUUUGUGGCAUGAGCUGUAUCAAAUUAAAUCAAGAAUGUCAACCAUUGGCUAAUAUCCCGCAUGGUCGGGUAGAAAUAAUGUCGAAUAACCGGUUCGGUGCUGUGGCCCAGUACUUUUGCAAGGAUGGCUAUAGAUUGCAUGGUGACCAAGCAAGGGUGUGUCAAGGUGAUGAAACUUGGAGCGGAUCUAUACCUCAAUGCAUAGUUGCCCAUAAUGUGGAGAAAGAGUUAUGCCCACCACCACCGGAAGUACCCCAUGCGACUCAUGAUGGUCCGCCUGGCCAGAAGAGAUUUGUUCUUGGAACCUGGCUGCAAUACAAGUGUGAACCUGAUUACGUUCUAAGCAAUGACAAGGUUUUAAGAGCUUGGUGUGUAGGAGGAGUUAAGCCGGCGUGGGUUGGGCCUAAUAUAACUUGCACACGUAAUCGUGCAAUAUGCUUUAGUCCACCAGAUAUAGCGCAUGCGAGCCAUGACAGUAAUCCACAACAGCAACAGUUUUCCUCAGGUCACCGUCUACUUUAUACGUGCUUUUACGGCUUUUAUGCAAAAGGCCAGAUAUAUGCAGUAUGCAACGAUGAUGGCGAAUGGACUGGACCAUCAAUGAUUUGCUUACCGUCUACAUGUCCUCGACUUUUUGCACCUCUACACGGCCGAAUGUACGGUGACGGGACUGAUUAUGGUACGGUUAUCAGAUUUCACUGUGAUACCGGAUACAAAAACGUAGGGUCAUUUGAAAGACGUUGCCUGGCAGAUCGGACAUGGAGUGGACAACAUGCUAGAUGUGAAGAGAUGAGCUGUGCCUGGCCAGGACCUUUACACAAUGGUUACCUUGACGACCAGAAAACAACUGUCGGAUCAAUUAUACGUUUCAGGUGUAAUGUUCGUACAAAGCUGCAAGGAGCCCUGGAGGCCGAGUGUUUGAAGUCCGGCAAAUGGUCUGAAAAUCUACCAACAUGCUGGGGUCAGUGCAAAGUACCAGUUUUGCCUAAUGUUAGUUAUCUUGAUAGACGAAUAUUACCAUACGAAGACCAUGGCGUGGAAAUUGAGUACUACUGCAGAGGCGGUCUUGUACCACGUGAUUCACCGAUAAUGAAAUGUUAUAACGGAACUUGGUCGACUACCGCCGAAUGUUUACCGGCACCUUGUCAGUCCGGUCCGCCACACGUAUUGAAUGGAAUGCGUAUUUACAUGGGGCAAGGUCACGGAUUUAGAGCCAAAUAUAAGUGUUUUGCAGGGUUCCAGCUUACAGGAAUGGACGGGACGUACCUCACGUGUGAGUUUGGUGUCUGGACAGGUGGAACACCUCUAUGUACGGAAUUUUAUUGUCCAAACCCAGGAACAAUCGAGAACGGAAAGAUUUAUAAAAAGAGCCAGGAAAGUAGAUUUGACUUUAAGCCGUACAUUAGUACCAUACGUCAUGGUAACCGGCUCGAAUAUGACUGUGACAUGGGAUUUCGAGUAGAUGGCCCAGGCGGUGCGACAUGUGUCAAUGGGCAAUGGCAACCUCCGCUCGGUGGUACCAAAUGUGUGCCUGCAACCCAUCCACCUUUCAAAAAACUUUGGAAACCGUUACCAAACUUGAACACAUACGUGUGAUAUUGUGAAAACUGUACAGAUUGGAUCCAAUAUAUUUCAACUAUAUUAUGAAUUUUUAUAAUUAAUUUACAUUACAGUUUUAUUGUUGUUGCCUUCAAAUUUAUUUAUUUUUGUAUAAAUUAGAUGAGUUCUCUGUUUAAAUUAAAUAAGAUGACGUACCAGAUGUAUAAUCUUACAAUUUUUAAAAACGAUGGAAUUUCUUUUUUGUGUUAUGGAUAAAAAUGUAGAAUAUGGCUGAAUUCUGGCAAUGUGUCUUCAAAAUUUAAUGCACUAAAUAAUAGAAUAUCUGUCAGGUUAAUAUUCUCUGAUUUCGGUAAUCACUCCAAAAUAUUGUAUGUGUUACACAUAUUUUACCUAUUUUAAUAUAUGUCACUGGUUGAAGUAUAGUUAUGUCUGUGAGAUGAAGUUGCAAUUUUAAUGUUUGAAGCAGCAUGCCUCCAGAUUGAUGCUAAUUUUCAUGAAAAUUUUGAAAAUGUAUUUAAAAGUGAAAUAUUGUGAAUUGAACAAAGAAAAUAAUUUGAACAUUGCAAACGGCACUUACAAUCCACGUAAAUUACCAAAAAGGGGUCAAAAUAUGCAUAAAUACCUCUUACUGCGUUAGUAACGCAGUAUAAUUAUAGUGAUUGAUACUGCAAAAUCAGUCAUUAAUCGCACAUAACAUGUUAAUGAUUAAUUGAAUACUGAAUCUUUUAACUUUUCUUGAGAUCUUAAUACAUUUUCCUAAAGAUUGAAUAUCUUGAAAUAUUUUGACUCAUCUGGAGGCGUGCAGCUUUAAUGAAGUUAAAUGUUGCAAAAAACACAAAAUUUAGAAAUAACUUUUAUGGCUGGUAUGUUUUUAUCGAUACCUUAGUUAACAGUUAAGUGGAUGAUGUCUGAGAUUAAAUUUUGCAGCUUGAAUUUUUUAAAAUGUCCAUUUCAAUUUUGAAAAUAUCAAUUUAUUCUGGUCAGCCAACAGCAAAGAGCAUAUCAGAUUGCACAGGUGUGUAGGAUAGCUUGGGUCUUAACUAGAUGAGUAAGGGCAAAGGGUUCUAGCCGGUAAGUGUUAUUCAUAUAAUCCAAUCAUCAUAUUAUGUCUUUUUGAUAAUAACGUUAUAUUUCAACUGUUAUUGAAACACAUGAUGUAAUGAUAUUGAUAAUGUAAAUAUUAACUUUACAUAUUGUUUCGAUAGCAAAAACAAUAUAUGCUUGACAACGUAUUUUGAAUAACAUCAUACAAGAAAUAGAAAUAUUUCAAAUCUUGAAGUUGCCAUUUUAUAUCCAAUAUGAAUUGUCAGUCAGCGUUGCCACAAACUAAGAGUUAUUUUGACCCUUCAAGCUGUUUUGUUUGUCUACUUUCUAUGCAAAAGUAGGCUUUGUCUAACAAUAUAUGAUUUGUUUGUAAAAAUAAUAUCCGUUUCAUUUUACCUAUAAUUAUUCAAAUACAUGUUAUCAUAAUCUCGUUUAAAUAAUGUUUUGUAAGCAUAACCAAGGUAAGUUGACUAAGUUAUUUAGACAUCGUGCAAGAAUUUAAAUUAUAAAUUAAAUUGUAUGUUCGUAAUUGAUUUGUCAACGAUACUCAGGAGUCUUGGUUAUUUGUAUGACUUAACAUAAUGUUAAUUUUUAUUCAUAAAAUACAAAAUGGUGAAGA